This is a messenger RNA of Pseudoliparis swirei, 3450 nucleotides long. RefSeq names its product axonemal dynein light chain domain containing 1 (gene axdnd1). Lineage: Eukaryota; Metazoa; Chordata; Actinopteri; Perciformes; Liparidae. The record is from RefSeq and is a predicted model, not a curated record. The coding region runs from base 100 to 3132 and encodes 1010 amino acids. The transcript is spliced from 26 exons.
UUUAUUUUUUUAGGCCAAUAAAAACUAUCUUCCCGUCCACUUUUAGUAAUUUUAGUUUUUUUAAAGCUCACCGUAACGUCCCCCGCCGUGAGUUUAAGGAUGUCUGCGGUCACGAGAGCCAACUCAGCGCCGGGUUCAUGGAGGCCGGAGCCGGACGCCAGAGUUGUGGAGCUGAAUGUCCCAGCAGAGAGCAGGAAGAGAUAUCCUCCCAUCGUCAACAACCACGCCCUCCCAGAUGAGCUGGUGGUCAGCCUGACCUCCACCGUGAGCAGCAGGAGCACGCCGGGCCACACUGCACACCACCGGCACUGCAAGGGAUGUGGACUCAGACGGCCGGACGCAGUCUGGCAUCAUCAGCUCGGACGCAAGAAAUACAAAUUCUUUCUGGAGCAGCCGACAUCCCUGACCGGAGCGGGCAGGGAUAUUUCGUUCCUGUGCGAUGCCAUGGUAACCCAGAGGAAGAGGAGCCCCCUCCCCCCACUGACUGACAGAAGUGGCAUCGGAGAACCACAGAACGUGAAUGUCUCAGACCGUCUGAUCCCGGAGGAAUAUCACAUGGUGAAGAACAAAGGUCUACGGAGCCUCGAGUUCUUCGAGGAUGCGUUCACGGUGCAGCUGCAGGACGAUGAGCAGAAGCUGCGUGUCUUCCCUUCAUUGAGGCCCAGUGGCAGGCUGGAGGUGAUCCAGCUGAUGAGGAUGAUGGAUGACAUGCUGGAGAAGGCCGGAGUGGAUCGGCAGAUGGAGGAGCUGACGGAGCUCUCCCAGAUGGAGGGUCUGCUGGAGCUGGUGCAGGCGGAGCAGAGCAUCUACAACAUCGUUUUCCACGAGCUGAUCCGGCAGGUCAGCGUCGGCUGUGCCGAGAGAGGACAGCUGCUCGCCAAGCUCAGAGAGCGCUACCAGUCCCUGCUGGAGCGAGUCCCCAGGCAGCUGAAGGCUCUGCACACGGAGACGGUGGCCCAGCGAGCUCUGGACCGCCGGCUCACGGAGGAGAUCCACCGCAUCAAGACCUCCAUCCAGAGGCUCAACACGGAGCUGUGCAGGAUGAGAGACCAUGAUGCAUCUGUUUCCCGGCAGGCCGAGCGCGCUCACCGGCAGCUGGCAGAGGCCCUCGAGCAAACUCACACCAACUCAGAGGCGGUGCAGGGCUACCACGAGCUGUACGAGCUGCACCGGGGCCGCCUGGAGGCCCGGCUGGUCCGGCUGACGGAGGAGAGAGACUCCUGGAGCCAGCUCACCUUCUGCCUCGCCCUCAAGGUGAUCAGUUUGAAGAAGCUGCAGCUGAUCCAUCGGCUUCACGUCAUCGAGCAGAGCUGGUUGAAGUCGGCCGAGCAGUGCUGCCUCUCCCUCAGCUUGAAGGACUCAGACGACCUGAAUACCAUCAUGGAGUUCACUGACCACUGGAGGGAGCAGCUGACUGCCUUCAUGUCCCAGAUGAAGAGGACUGAGCGUGCUCAGUGUGAACAGAUCGGGACAAUCCAGCAAGGCAUCGUCGAGUGGCUCGCCUUCUGCAUCGCGCACCACCACGGUCCUCAACCAAAGCAUGAGGACGCUUCUUUGGAAAAGUGUCACGCUGAUAUGAAAAACUGGUCACAGUCAUUGGCCCUCCAGUGUGACACCUAUCAAGGUGAGACGCUGCUGUGCUGCCAGCAGACACUCAGCGAGCUCGACCACGACCGGGAAAGAUGGCUGAACAUCAGCCUGGCGCUCUUCAGAAGACACGCCCCUCCUCCGGUGGACGGCGAACCGACAGCUGGAGGCCAGCAGGCCCUCAGAGAGCUGGACACGGCCCUGUCGGGGCUCCUGAAGCAGCUGGACACCCACGUCACUGGAGAGAGUGGGGUCCGCGGCCGGGUCGCGGCGCUGCUCGGCUCGAUGGAGUCCCAGGCCUCCAGGCUCGGUGCGGCGGUCGAUGGACCAGCAGUGGCCUCUGUCUCUGAUUGGCUGCAGCUGGAGGAGGCUCUGAGGACCUGGACGGGUCUGGCCGAACACGUUUUUCAGGACGUCUCCAGCAUGCAGGCGGAGAACCAAGAGGACAACAACAAGCCUGACUUAUUCUCAGAGGCAGAGGAGGCGUUACACAAAGUGCAGAAGUUCAUCACCAGCAUGUCCGACUUCACUGAGGGUGAGAACCAGCGGCUCAGAGACGAGGUCCGUUCUCUUCACACGGGUCUGACCCGCUGGAUGCUGGAUCUGCUGCUCGUCAUGGUUCCAGAGCACAGUGAAGACCAGGACCAGGACCAGGACCAGGACCAGCACCAGGACCACCGCUACAUGACAAACCUCUCACCACAGACGCUGGAUAAAGACGCCAAGACGCUGACUGAGAAACUGAACUUGUUCUCCAUGAACAUCAGCAGCUCUUGCGAACGGAUCCUGGAGGAGCAGAUUCUGCAGAACCCACUUGAACCCGAGAGCGAGGAAGAGAUGAACGAGUGCAGGAAUCUGCAGAAGGAGAGCACCGAUUGGGUGGAGACCAGCAUGAUGCUGCUCUGUGGAGUGGCAGCUGGUCCUGCAGAGCUUCCUGUCCUGCAGGCUGACUCCGCCUCCAGGGACCACGCCCCGGAGAGUCUGGGGAACACGGACGUGUCAGCAGAGCCUCAAGCAGACGGGGGGUUUAAAGAUGAGGCUGAGCCAGGAGAGGACACGGCCGAAGGACACGACACACAACAAGAGGCCGAUCAGCAGGGGGAGCUGCCGGUGUCUGAGCCCACUGUGGUGAAGAUGAUCAGCUACGAUGGAAACAUCACACGCAGACUGCUGGGAACGAGCCGAGUGCUCCUGCCCGGGACUGAGGAGCUGGUUGUGUCUCCAGCAACAUAUGAAGCCCAGAAAGCUUUCAGUGAUCUGACCACGAUCAGUUUACUGCAGCAGGAACUUCAUGACUCUGAGCUGCGUGUCCAGAGCGCGGAGCAGCGGUCCCUUGAAGCCGAAGACGCCCUGCAGGGGGCGCUGGACACGAUCCGGGAUCUGGAGAGACGACUGCAGGGUCGGCCCGGCCUGAAUAGCACCGGCAGCGAAGAGAGGAAGAAGACGCCCCCCCUCCCCCCCCGCUCUCCUCUUCCUCUCACGACUCCUCCAAAGAAGAGUGAAUCCAAAGCCACCGGCAGCACCAAGAAGACCAAGAAACGCUGACGCGGCCCGAGGAGGAGGACGCUCCAUUUAAUGUGGGAGGAACUAUUUGUUUUACACAUUGUAGCGUUUUAUGUUUCAUGUAAAGGAAAAACCAUCUGCGGUUACAUAACUUCUAUCUACACAUGUUUACACAUCACAGGAAGUAAAGAACAACACAGAGAUAUGAGCACGAUGUGGUCCAACAUCCAGUAAUCUGUAGUCUGAGGGUGAAUAGAACGAUGUCAUCGUUUAUCUAACGGCUUGAUGUGGUUUUGUGAUAUGUACAAUUACAUUAGUUGUUGUUUCCUUCCAUAAAAUAAUAAAGCUCAUCACACAUUA